AUGGCAUUGAGCGAUCUCGUGCUUGAUUUUUACGAGAUGACCAAUGCAGGUCGAGUUGAUAUGAGUGAUUUUGAAUUACUUAAAGUACUUGGCACGGGAGCUUAUGGAAAAGUAUUUCUCGUGCGUAAAAUAACCGGUGCCGAUCUAGGAAAAUUAUAUGCAAUGAAAGUUUUAAAAAAAUCAGCUAUUUUACAAAAAGCUAAAACAGCUGAACAUAUUAAAACUGAACGACAAGUUUUAGAAGCAAUUCGUCAGAUUCCUUUUUUAGUAUCACUUCAUUAUGCUUUUCAAAGUGAUGCUAAACUUCAUCUUGUUAUGGAUUAUGUUAGUGGCGGAGAAUUAUUUACACAUCUUAAUAAACGACAACAUUUUAGUGAACAAGAUGCAAGAAUAUAUAUUGCAGAACUAACCCUUGCUCUUGGACAACUACAUAAACUUGGAAUUAUUUAUCGAGAUAUUAAACUUGAAAAUAUAUUACUUGAUAAUGAUGGUCAUAUUGUUUUAGCAGAUUUUGGUUUAAGUAAAGAAUUUCGACCGGAUGAUGCUGAUAAACGAACAUAUUCAUUCUGUGGUACAAUUGAAUAUAUGGCACCAGAAGUUGUUAAAGGUGGAGAUGCCGGACAUGAUUUUACGGUUGAUUGGUGGAGUCUCGGCGUUCUUACAUUUGAACUUUUAACCGGUGCAUCACCAUUUACUGUUGAUGGUGAUCGAAAUACUCAACCAGAUAUAUCAAAACGGAUAGUAAAAAAUCAACCAUUAAUACCAAAUCAUAUAUCAAAAAAAGCAAAAGAUUUUAUUCUUAAACUGUUAAUGAAAAAUCCCAAACGUCGUUUAGGUUCAAAAGGAUUAGAAGAUAUUAAACGUCAUCCAUUUUUUGGAUCUGAUAUGGAUUGGGAUGCUAUUGCUCAAAAACGAAUUCAAGCACCAAUUAAACCAAAACUUAAAGAUGAAAUGGAUACAAGUAAUUUUGCAGAUGAAUUUACACGAUUACCAAUAACAGAUUCACCUGGAUUAGCUCCACCAACUGAAAGUCUUUUCAGGGGUUAUUCAUUUAUUUCACCUACUGUUCUUUUUGGUCCUGAGAAUGCAGUUAAUGAAGAUUUAUAUAAUCUACUUCGUCUUACAAAUCAUCAACGACCAGAUCCAUCACAACUUCAUCGAUUGAUCAAAACAAGUCCGUUUUUUCGAAAUUAUGAAUUAAUUGAUCGUGAAGGUUUUCUUGGUGAAGGAAGUUAUUCAAUCUGUCGACGUUGUCGAAAUCGUCGUACACAAGAAGAAUUUGCUGUCAAAAUUCUUUCAAUUCGACAAGAAGUUGAUGCACAGAAUGAAAUUGAACUUUUACGUUUAUGUCAAGGUCAUGCAAAUAUUGUUAAAUUACAUGAAGUUUAUUCUGAUGAACUUCAUACAUAUAUUAUAAUGGAAUUAUUGACGGGUGGAGAACUUUUUUAUCGAAUUCGUACUCAAACAUCAUUUUCUGAGAAAGAAGCAAGUCAAUUAAUGAGAAAAUUAGUAUCAGCUGUUAAUUUUAUGCAUAGUAAUGAUUUAUGUCAUCGAGAUCUUAAACCAGAAAAUUUACUUUUUUCAUCAUCUCAUUCUGAUGCUGAAAUAAAAAUCAUUGAUUUUGGUUUUGCUAAAAAACGUACUAAACAUCAACCAAUGACAACACCAUGUGGAACACUUUUAUAUACAGCACCAGAAGUACUUCGUACUGCAACAUCAUUUAAUCAUUCUCAAUCAUCUUAUUUAUCUACAUCAUCCGUUUCAUCAUCAUCCUCAUCAACAAGUACAAUUAUAGCUCUUGUACCUUCUUCUACAACAACAACAAAUACAAGUUCAAUUACAUCCGGUUAUGAUGAAUCAUGUGAUUUAUGGUCACUUGGUGUAAUUUUAUAUACAAUGUUAAGUGGAGAAGUUCCAUUUAAUUCUAUAACAGCACAUCGAACAGCAGAAGAAAUUGUUGAAGAUAUAACACGUUCAAAAUUAUUAUAUGAUACACCAGCAUGGAAAAAUGUUUCACAAACAGCCAAAGAUCUUGUUAAAGGUUUAUUAACAGUUGAUCCAUCAAAACGUUUAACAAUUAAAGAUUUAUCAAGAAAUGCUUGGCUACGCGGAUCAAAUGUUCCAAAUACACAAGAUCAUUUAAUGACACCUAGUAUUCUUUGUCAAGCAUCACGAUCUCUAAUUGUACGUGCUGUUAAUGUAACAAUGCGUGCAUUUCAAAAAGCCGGUCAAUUUCAAUUAUCUGCUGUUAUCGAUGGAAUUCUAGCACGACGUCGUUAUACGAAAAAAUCAACUGAUUCAUGUUCGUCAACAUCAAGUUCGACAACAACAUCAACGGCAGCUGUUGUACCGACUCAUAAUGUUCCUUUAUCUACUUUACCACAUACUCGUCGUUUAUGUGGAAAUGGUGUUUGUCGUUGUCGUCAUGCUCCAUGUCCACCAACGAAUGGUAUUUCAUCGUUAUCUUCAUUUGAUUUCAGUGAUGAAAGACUUUCACAAUUAAUUGAUCAAUAUCCAUUAACAAUGACAUCACCAACAACAAUAACAACAACAACAACACCAACACCAAAGAGAUAUGGAAUGACAUUACGAUCACGAGUAACUGCUACUACGAAUGCUGUUCAUCAUGAAUUUGCAUCUCCCGAUCCACCUCCACCAUUACUUCUUGUACCUUCUUUAUCUUCGUCUUCGUCUUCCUCAUCAAUUAUUACAGAUAUACUUCCUUCAACUAAUAUUUAUGGUGAAAAACGUCCAUUAAUAUCACCUAUACAUCAUCCAUUAGCAUCAGUACAUAAGAAAAUCAAACGGUCAGGUACAAUAACGAUUGAUGAUUAG
Molecule: messenger RNA, 2835 nt
Organism: Adineta steineri
Lineage: Eukaryota; Metazoa; Rotifera; Eurotatoria; Adinetida; Adinetidae
Source: the annotation of a GenBank genome assembly